GUAGCAGAAGCAAGGUCAGUCUGCCCGCUGUGACAUUCCAUUUAGUUUGCCAGUGGAUAGCUUUGUAGUAGACCUUUUGCCACGAUGUCACCUGUUAUAUAUCAUUCGUAAAUUCAGCAUAACAAAUUACAGAAAAAAAAGGACUAAUAUCUUUAGAAAACACACAACAUAAUUUAACUUUAAUCUGUUAAUUUAAGUGAUUAUUUUUGAAAGAAUUUAAAUCUGGAGUGUGAAGAAAAGUUUACAGUUAGUGGAGAGAAGAAAGGUAUGGAGUACAGAUAUGAAUUUACUGAAGAAAGAGAAUCUCCCCGUUGGGGAUGGAAAAGACUUGUAAUAUGCAUUUUAGGAGUGAUACUUGUUUUAGUUGGAAUAUUUAUUGGUGGUUAUUUUAGAGGAAUUGAAGAAGGAAAAAGAAGUAAAGAUAAUCAUGCUAUUUAUAAAAAUGAACAAUCCUUCCAUCUUACAUGGCAUGAACAAUCUUGUAUAACUGAUAGAAAAUGUCCUGAAGGUUUUUCAGAUCGUCCAUUGCUCUUAAUAUCCUUGGAUGGUUUUAGAAGUGACUAUCUUGAGAGAAAAUUAACACCAGCAAUUCAGUGGUUGGCACAAUGUGGUGUACAAGGACCAAUGCAACCAGUAUUUCCUUCUAAAACUUUUCCUAAUCAUUACACAAUAGUUACAGGUUUGUAUCCCGAAACCCAUGGAAUUGUUGACAAUAAAAUAUAUGAUCCAAUUACAAAGGAGCGAUUCUCAGUUGGUAAUCGUGAAUCUUUAAAGUCUAUUUGGUGGCUAAAAGAUCCUUUGUGGGUUACAAAUGAAAGAGAAAAUAAGAAGUCUGCAGUAUACUUUUGGCCUGGUUCUGAAGUUAAAAUCAAUAAUGUUAGACCAACAUAUUUUCGUACAUACAAUGGGAAGUUACCUUUGGAAUGUCAAAUUCAAACUAUAUUUUCUUGGCUGGAUUUACCUUCAGACAGCAGACCUUCUUUUAUUACUAUUCAUCUUAAUGAACCUGAUACUACUGGCCAUAAUUUUGGCCCUUAUUCAAAACAGAUGAAUGAAACACUAGAAAGUGUAGAUGCCUUUAUAAGUGAAUUGAUGACAGGACUUCAUAAAAGAGAUCUACUUGGAUGUAUAAAUGUUAUUAUUGUGGCUGAUCAUGGUAUGGAAGAUACGAGUUGCAGUAGAAUUUUGACAUAUGAUAAAUAUUUGGGAAACUUGGAAACUGAAUUUCUACUGUAUGGAGUAACUGCUCGAAUUCGCCCGAAAAAUUCCUCCGAACAUUCAAUUAAAGAAACAGUUAAGAUGAUGAAAUGUAAAAAUGAGCAUUUUCGAGUUUACGACAAGAGACAGUUACCAAAGCGUUUCCAUUAUUCUGAUAACUAUCGCAUAGAUCCAAUUGUCAUAGACUUAGAUCCACAAUGGCUCAUCUUCAAGAAUUCGCAUAAUGAAAGCGGGAAAGAUUUGUGUGACGGAGGUGCUCAUGGAUAUGAUAACAUCGAACCCAGUAUGCGAGCACUUUUUGUGGGGCACGGACCCGAUUUUAAGACACAUCUCAUUGUCAAACCGUUUCCGAACAUCGAACUUUAUAAUGUUAUGGCAGAUCUUAUAAAUGUGACAGCUCAACCUAAUAAUGGAACCGAAGGGAGCUUGAAUCACAUACUGAGGAAUCCAAAACCGGUUGAAAAGUCGUUAUUGUAUUAUCCGAACCUGUGCGGUGGGACCGAAGAAGAUUUUGAAGACAUGAAAAGAAUUACAAACUGUUCUUGUGAGAAAAAGUUUCCUUUGGAUAAUUUUGAAGAUAAUAAUCAUGUUCCUUGGGGACUAGUAGGUACUGCAACAGAAAAAGAGAAUGCUUUCCUUUGUCUAUUGUACAACGAAGAUUAUACGUCAACAUAUAGCUAUCAGCUACGACUCCCCGUCUGGACCGCAUUCACACUUAAAGAUAGCAUUUGGAGCAGGAAAAAGGAAUCUUGCUGGGCUGUGGACUAUAGAAUACCAUUAGAUUAUACCCCUAAAUGCAAAGAUUAUCAGGUAUUACCGACCGAAUUUACACAGCAACUGUUAUUCCCUGCUGAAUUGUCUUCAUCUAUCAGAACAAUACCGAUGGCAUGGCUUGCUACAAAUUCUGUUCCAAUGUAUGUUACCUACGGCAGUAAUGUGAAUCGCUUUAUUGAAGAAAUGCUUCUUCAGUGGACAAGGAAAUACAAGACAAUAAAUGUAGUCACAGGACCGGCUUUUGACGUUAAAACAAAUGGAAUUAAAUUUCCCAAUUAUGAAAUUUUGAAAGUCCAGAAACAUUCGGUUCCGAUACCGACUCAUUACUUUUAUGUAAUCACGAGAUGUCUGGACGACAUCAACAUUCACAACUGUCUUCCGCAGAAUGUCGAUGUGAUUUCGUUUCUUCUUCCACACCUGCCAGAACCAGAAAACUGUCAGUCUGCCGAAGAAUAUCUGCUGAAACACAGUGCGAGAGUGAAGGACGUGGAGAUUCUCACGGGGCUGAGAUUCUUCUCUUCUCUUCCGGUCUUCGAGGAAAUAAGACUCCGAACAUUUUUACCCAGCGAACUGUGGGACACAUAAAUUACCUAUCAUCGCGUCAAAUCGCUCCGUUCGGACACGGCUUCCAGAGAGACGGCUCGGAAAAUAAUUUUAGACACAACGUAUACCACAUUAUUCAAUGUAUACUUUAUAUUUACUCAAGUUGUGUGUGUUAAUUAAUAAAAUUAUUCAAUUAAUUGAUCA
Messenger RNA from Centruroides sculpturatus (bark scorpion), 2739 nucleotides. RefSeq names its product ectonucleotide pyrophosphatase/phosphodiesterase family member 1-like. The transcript has 20 exons. Gene Ontology annotation, molecular function: metal ion binding; nucleic acid binding; hydrolase activity. Bases 268 to 2577 code for a protein of 769 amino acids. The record is from RefSeq and is a predicted model, not a curated record. NCBI's taxonomy places the organism in Eukaryota, Metazoa, Arthropoda, Arachnida, Scorpiones, Buthidae.